Messenger RNA from Pyrus x bretschneideri (Chinese white pear), 2838 nucleotides. Its product is annotated as probably inactive leucine-rich repeat receptor-like protein kinase At5g48380. Gene Ontology annotation, molecular function: receptor serine/threonine kinase binding. Bases 1159 to 1986 code for a protein of 275 amino acids. NCBI's taxonomy places the organism in Eukaryota, Viridiplantae, Streptophyta, Magnoliopsida, Rosales, Rosaceae. The record is from RefSeq and is a predicted model, not a curated record. The transcript has a single exon.
UUUGAGAGGUUUUGCGCAGGGCAAUUGUAUGUUGAAUUGAAGGUCCUUCUUUGUUGCAUGAUUUCUUGUAUUUAUAGCACCCACUCCUUGAGACCGAAUCAAACCCCUAUCUGGAUUAGGAGUCCUUGCCCCAUUCCAACUUUACUUCGAACAACCCUACUCCUAUUAGGACUUUGAACUUACCCCCCUUCAAGGCUUUAUUCAUCGCUGGCCGAGAAUCCUAGUUGCACCAGGACUUCCUCGACCCUCUUUAUUUAUCUGGACUACUCCUUCUUAUGAUAGGACUCGAUCGACCCUGCUAAAUGGCCCGGAAUCCAUCAGGCAGCCCAUAGCAUUUGACACAGCUUUGGGCCGAGCACAACCCUAUGCUCGGCCCAACAAUAUUAUUUCGGGCCCAAACAGUAAUAUAUAGAUUCAAAGAAAAUGAUGUGAUCUACAAAACUCAUUAUGUUGCAACGAACCCAUGCGGAAUUCAAGCGAAUUAUGUCGUUUACCAUCUUUUAUUCGGAUUUUAAUAGUUUAGGAUGUUUUCAUAUUUUUAUAUUUGUUUAUUUUCUUUCUGAUUUGGUUUUCCUUUUUUUCUCUGUUCUUUCCUUUCGCGCUCCUACUGUUGUGCUUUAUUUCAUCGUGUGUCACGAAGAUUGAAGUCGCAACAAAUCUAACCACUAACUCGGAUCAAAUCGUUAUGCAAAUAAUCUUGUACGUGCAAAAGAGAAAUUUUACAAAACAUUGAUUUUUUUUUUUGUUUUUGUUGGAAAAAACACGCAUUGCCAGACUACUAGUCAUUGAAUUGCACAAAAAAAGGAACACAAAUAAAUAAAAGAACAAUAUUUGGAUUUUGGGUCAAGCUGUCAAUUGUCCAAGUCGUCCCUCAUCUUUUUACAAAAAGGAAUGACCUCAAAAUGAAGAAAUUAUUACCUGCGACAUAUUCAAAAUGAAGAAAUUAUUACCUGCGACAUAUUCAAUCUCGUCGUCUUGACCAUAUAGGCAUUAAUUUUCUGGUUGAACUUUCUUUCCGAGUGAAAUUUCUGGGUUCUUUCACAUUCUCCAGUGUUAUUAAAUGCCAGAGAACUUGUGGGUUUGAUUGAGCGCUAUCUCUAGCUCUGGUCAUUUGGCUUCAACUUUAUUAAAACAGUAGAAAUUUUUAAGACCGUUUUGAUGGCUUUCUUAAUACGUGAUACCUUGUUGAGCAAACAACAUCUUGGCAACAUUUUUAUUUGUUGCGUCUUAUUGCUAAGUUGUAGUGUCAGCUUUGGUUUUGAGAGUGAUAUCAGCUGCCUUAAAAGCAUAAAAGCCUCACUUGAAGAUCCUUCAGGCUACUUAAGCUCAUGGGAUUUUAGCAACCACACCGAAGGCUUCAUCUGCAAAUUUCUUGGAAUCGAGUGCUGGAGCGCAAACGAGAGCAAAGUUUUGAAAAUCAAGCUUUCGGAUUUGGGGCUAAAAGGUCACUUUCCUCAGGGCUUAGCUAACUGCUCAUAUUUAAUUGGCCUAGAUCUUUCCGGCAACAAGCUCAGUGGACCUCUUCCUGAAGAUAUUGGUAGAAUCCUACCGUUUAUUAUUUCUCUUGAUCUCUCAUCGAACAGCUUCUCGGGGAAAAUCCCCCGCAGUCUUGCGAAUUGUAGCUAUCUGAAUGUGCUUAAGCUUGAAAACAAUGAGUUCUCGGGUGAAAUUCCUGCACAACUUGGCCAGCUCAAAAGGCUUAACACAUUUAGCGUGGCCAACAAUCUUUUGUCUGGCCAAGUCCCAAACUUCGGUAGCUAUACUGCAAUCACUGCAGAAAGUUACGCAAACAAUGCUGGACUUUGUGGGAAGCCUCUGAAGCGUUGUCAAUCGACUCUAGUUAAGGCUUUGGAGUCAAACAGUGUUGUUAUUGCAGCAGCAGCAGGUUUUGGAUUUGCUUUUCCUUUUUCUUUCUGUUUUUUCCUUCCAAGAGCUCCUAGUGUGCGUCGCUUGUGGGUUUUCUAUCGAGGAUUUAAACUUUGGUAGCCAGUAACCUUUUUCCUUUUAAGUUAUGUUUCAGUGAAAUUAUAUGCAGAGUUGUUGUUCCGGAGCAUUUCAGUGUACCAUGAAAAUCCUCAUGUGAUGUUAUUAUAUUCCUCUCAAAUUAUAUUAUGCAUACGUUGAUCUCUCAUCGAACAGCUUCUCGGGGAAAAUCCCCCGAGUCUUUCGAAUUGUAGCUAUCUGAAUGUGCUUAAGCUUGAAAACAAUGAGUUCUUGGGUGAAAUUCCUGCACAACUUGUCCAGCUCAAAAGGCUUAAUAUAUUUAGUGUGGCCAACAAUCGUCUAUCUGGUCCAGUCCCAAAUUCCGGUGGUUAUGUUCAGUGACGGGACCAGAAAUUUACAACAAUGAGAUCAUAAAAUAGAAGCUUCUAAAAAUUCAUCAAACUUUUACUUAUAAUUGUUAACUUAUAAUUUUUUUUCUACAAAAUAUUCAUUCCAAAUCUAUCAAUCAAUACAAAAACCCUAAAAAUCCUAAUAAACCCAAGAUGAGAAAAAUAUUGACAUGAUUUGGAUUCACUAAUACAACCAAGUGCGAUGAAAGGUGCUUGAAUGAACUUGAACUCCAAGAAAACUUUGAAUUAGGAGAUAUAAAGUCUAAAUGGAAAAGGCAUUUCUGUGUUUGAUAAGUAUUCAAUUUGUUUGAUAAGUCUGCUUAUUUCAUGAUUUGUUGACACAUAAUAUAAUAACGAAGAGAAUGUUGAAAAUCGGUCGAUAAUAUGUCGGAUUCUUUUUGUUGACAAUAAUGAUUAGUCUUUUUUUUUUUUUUUUUCCAGUCGACAAUUAGUUAUUUUACAUAUAUAUAUAUAUAUAUAUAUAUAUAUAUAUAUAUAUAAGCAA